CAAGCCCGGAGGGUCCCGCCUGAGGAAGAAAGGUCGUCGCCCGCAGCCCAGCUGGGGCUGGGAGCGCGACCCGGGGUCUCCUCGCCCGCACGCGGAAGAAAAUGGGCGCUGUGGCCUCAGUUUCCCUCUUUUGUUAAAUACAAGUAAGGAAUACAGGCAACAUGUUCUACACACAUGUGCUUAUGAGUAAACGAGGGCCAUUGGCCAAAAUAUGGCUUGCAGCUCACUGGGAGAAGAAACUCACAAAGGCCCAUGUAUUUGAAUGUAAUCUAGAGAUAACCAUUGAAAAAAUUCUUUCACCCAAGGUGAAAAUAGCACUUCGAACUUCAGGACACCUUCUUUUGGGAGUUGUUCGAAUCUAUAACAGGAAGGCAAAAUAUCUUUUGGCAGAUUGCAGUGAAGCAUUUCUUAAAAUGAAGAUGACAUUUCGCCCAGGACUGGUUGACCUUCCAAAAGAGAAUUUUGAAGCAUCUUACAAUGCUAUCACAUUGCCAGAAGAAUUUCAUGAUUUUGACACCCAAAAUAUGAAUGCUAUUGAUGUUUCAGAACACUUUACUCAGAACCAAAGCAGACCAGAAGAAAUCACUCUUAGAGAAAAUUUUGACAAGGAUCUGCUUUUACAAGCUGAGAGCUUUGGGGAGGAAUCUGAAAUUCUCAGAAGACAUAGCUUCUUUGAUGACAACAUAUUACUGAAUUCCAGUGGUCCUUUAAUUGAACAUAGUUCUGGAAGCCUCACUGGAGAAAGAUCUCUGUUCUAUGACAGUGGAGAUGGGUUUGGAGAUGAAGGAGCUGCAGGAGAAAUGAUUGACAAUCUAUUGCAAGAUGAUCAGAAUAUCCUGUUAGAAGACAUACAUUUGAACAGAGAAAUUUCCCUGCCUCCUGAGCCUCCCAGUAGUUUAGCAGUUGAACCAGAUAACCCAGAGUGUAUAUGUGUACCUGAAAAUGAAAAAAUGAAUGAAACAACAUUAUUAUCAACUGAAGAGGAAGGAUUUACCCUUGAUCCAAUUGAUAUUUCAGACAUUGCUGAGAAAAGGAAAGGUAAAAAGAGGAGAUUGCUCAUAGAUCCUGUCAAGGAGCUCAGUAGCAAAGUUAUACAUAAACAGCUUACUUCCUUUGCGGACACCCUCAUGGUUUUGGAACUUGCACCUCCUACCCAAAGAUUGAUGAUGUGGAAGAAGAGGGGAGGAGUGGAUACACUUCUGUCAACUGCUGCCCAGGAUUUGAUUCAUGCUGAACUGAAAAUGUUGUUUACAAAGUGCUUUCUGUCCUCUGGCUUUAAACUUGGAAGAAAAAUGAUACAGAAGGAUUCAGUAAGGGAAGAAGUGGGAAACCAAAAUAUCAUAGAGACAUUCAUGAUGCAAGAGCCAAAUUCCCAGCAAGAGUUAAGUAAACCUCAAACCUGGAAGGAUGUGAUUGGUGGAUCUCAGCAUAGCUCUUAUGAGGAUACCAAUAAACAUAUUAACACUGAGCAGGAUAUUGUUGAAAUGGUGUCUUUAGCUGCUGAGGAAUCAUCUUUAACGAAUGACUUAUUUGCACAAGAAAUUGAAUGUAGUCCAGUUGAAUUGGAGUCAUUGAGGAAUGAAGAAAAUAUUGAGACAGAAAGAUGGAAUCGAAGAAUACUUCAGUUGUUAAAUCGUUUACGGGAAUCUAACAAGAUGGGAAUGCAGUCCUUUAGUCUGAUGAAGCUCUGUAGAAAUAGCAACCGAAAACAAGCAGCUGCCAAAUUUUAUAGCUUUCUUGUCCUAAGAAAACAGCGGGCUAUCGAGCUGAGCCAGAGUGCUCCCUAUGCAGAUAUUAUAGCUACAAUGGGACCAAUGUUUUAUAACAUGUGAAGGAAACCCAGACAUGUAGAUUUAUGUCAUCACUGGAAUUUCUG
This is a messenger RNA of Mandrillus leucophaeus (drill), 1876 nucleotides long. It is a transcript of the gene RAD21L1, whose product is annotated as RAD21-like 1 (S. pombe). The transcript has 14 exons. The coding region runs from base 162 to 1832 and encodes 556 amino acids. Gene Ontology annotation, cellular component: synaptonemal complex; cohesin complex. NCBI's taxonomy places the organism in Eukaryota, Metazoa, Chordata, Mammalia, Primates, Cercopithecidae. Gene Ontology annotation, biological process: replication-born double-strand break repair via sister chromatid exchange; synaptonemal complex assembly; mitotic sister chromatid cohesion. Gene Ontology annotation, molecular function: chromatin binding; protein binding. The record is from RefSeq and is a predicted model, not a curated record.